AUGAGCCUCCCGCCCGCCCGCGCCCCCCGCGCCCCCCGCGUCCCCCGCCUGCCGGGCUGGCUCUGCGCGCUGCUCCUGCUGCUGCUGCUGACGCCGCCGGGGCCCCUGGGCAGCGCGGGUCCCGUGGCUUCCAUCGUGAGGGAGCUGCGCUGCGUGUGCCUGAGCACCACCCCGGGCAUCCAUCCCAGGAUGAUCGCUAAAGUGCAGGUGGUCGCCGCCGGCCCCCAGUGCCCGCGGGUGGAAGUCAUAGCCACCCUGAAGAACAAGAGGGAGGUGUGCCUGGACCCAGAAACGCCUGCGCUGAAGAAGGCCAUCCAGAAGAUUCUGGACAGUGCGAGAAAGACGGAUUAAGAGGAAGGACCACGCAUUGGGAGAACUGCCCAGCGCCUUGGAAGUGCUCUCUGUGGGCCUGGGAGGCCGGGAAGACUGGAAGUGAGGCCGAGGUUCCGCGGACCAGCUACGCUUCUCCCCAAAUUCCCCACUUUGGGGGAGGGGAUGACCCAUGUUUGUCCUUCCAGCUUAAUACUCAGCUCGUGAAAUAUUUAACAUGGUAUUUAUUUGCCGUUAUUUUAUCUGCCUUGCUAUUGGAAUCUUUGGCGAUUGACUAAAUUGUGAGUCAAGAAUCAGUGGUUUCUAAGCUUUCAAGGUAACGACUUUAUUUUUAGAAUGCAUUCCUUAGGAUAGUGCUGAGAAGGCUGUGGAUUUAAUAUGUGAAUGAUAUUCCAUUAGAUGCAGUAGAUGGAGAUAAACUGUUAUCUUCACUCCUCAGGAAAUAGGAAAUACUUUGGUAUCGUUUCUUGGGGAAUACGUUAGGAGGAUGCGCUUGGCUCUGGGAUGCUAAGUUAUAUUGCCUUAAAAAGCUGGUGUAUCAUGCAGUUCUGUGUAUAAAAUUAUAGUUCCUUAUUUAGAACUUUUAAACGUUUAAGUUCUAUAAGGACUAAUAUAGUACUUUCCUAUAAUUUUAGACAUCUGAUGUCUUCUUAGUAUGGCAUAAUGUCAUGACUUACUCAUUAAACGUUGAUUUUAUGGUGUGUAUUAACCAUUUUACUAGGAAUACUAUAAUUCUAGUCACUAAGUAUAUGUUUUGGAUAGAGGAAAAGCUAGGAAAUAGGCAAAUUCCCUAUUUCUAGUUUUUAUGGAAAUGCAUUAUUUGCAUUUUUUAGGAAUAAAAGCAAAUUUAACAAUGAUUUGUACUCAGCAAGUUUUGAAAAUACAUGUGAGCUAUUUAAAUGUAGAUUCACAUUUGAUUUACAAAAAAUAUACAUAGGUUAAGGAUUUGAUGAUUUUGUUAUAAGGAUAUUAUCUAUUAUAAUAUAUGCUAUAUUAUCUAUUAUCACACUCACUGGGAUGCCUGAGUGGCUCAGCAGUUAAGCGUCUGCCUUCGGCCCAGGGCGUGAUCCUGGAGUCCUGGGAUCGAGUCCCACAUCGGGCUCCCUGCGUGGAGCCUGCUUCUCCCUCUGCCUGUGUCUCUGCCUCUCUCUCUGUGUCUCUCAUGAAUAAAAUCUUAAAAAAAAAAAUAAAAAAGACCUCAAGCUUACUAUGUGAAAAUAACUUUUUGUUGCAUGUCUCAUUGGUUUAUAGCACUUCGCUGGAAAAAAAAAAGAUUUAUAAAAUUUA
This is a messenger RNA of Canis lupus familiaris (dog), 1617 nucleotides long. RefSeq names its product alveolar macrophage chemotactic factor-like. Gene Ontology annotation, biological process: neutrophil chemotaxis; inflammatory response; antimicrobial humoral immune response mediated by antimicrobial peptide. Gene Ontology annotation, molecular function: chemokine activity; CXCR chemokine receptor binding. Lineage: Eukaryota; Metazoa; Chordata; Mammalia; Carnivora; Canidae. The record is from RefSeq and is a predicted model, not a curated record. Gene Ontology annotation, cellular component: extracellular region. The transcript is spliced from 4 exons. Bases 1 to 351 code for a protein of 116 amino acids.